Molecule: messenger RNA, 4637 nt
Organism: Punica granatum (pomegranate)
Lineage: Eukaryota; Viridiplantae; Streptophyta; Magnoliopsida; Myrtales; Lythraceae
Source: RefSeq, a predicted model, not a curated record
CUCCCCACGUUUUCUUUUGUCACCGUCCAUUCUCAAUCUCUCAUUUUCCUGGUAUACACAAAAUAUGGCUGAUCUGAUCCUCAGUAGCGUCGCGGAUUCCAUCACCGGACUUGUCUCCCAGGAGAUCGGACUGGCAUGUGGUGUCAAAAGUGAGCUCAAGAAACUUCACACUACCGUCUCUAUCAUCCGUGGCGUGCUUCGUGAGGUUGAUGAGGGACGAAUCAAGACUGAGGACGUGAAGGAAUGGCUCAAGCAGCUGAAAGAGUUGUUUUAUGAUGCUGAUGACCUUCUUGAUGACUUCUCCACUGAAGCCCUGCGUCGUGGGAGAGUGACGGGAAUAUGUAAGCGGACCCUGAAUGAGGUUCGUAUCUUCUUCUCCUCUUCUAAUCAGCUCGUCUAUGCCAGUAAAAUGGCUCAUCGAGUCAGGGAUAUUAGGGAGAGGAUUGACGUCAUUAAGAGUGCUAGGGCCUAUAUUCUGCUAGAGGGAAACAAUAUUCCUACUGUGGGGAGUUUGGUGGAAAAUCGAGUUAGGCCCGAAACUUAUCCAUACGAGAGUGAAACAUACGUGGUUGGAAGAGAUAAGGACAAAAAAGAAAUUAUGGAGUUCUUACGUAAUCUUAAUUUUGAGGAGAAUGUGUCCAUCCUGCCAAUAGUAGGUCUUGGAGGCCUUGGGAAAACGACGUUAGUAAGACUUGUAUUCAACGAUGAACGCGUGGAGGAGUCUUUCGCGCUGAAACUUUGGGUUUGUGUGUCAACAAACUUUCAUGUUGAGGAUAUUCUGAGGAAGAUCUUACGAGAUUGCACCCCUAACAGGGAACUAAUUGCAAAUCUCGAUAUGAAAGAGUUGCGAGAAAGGAUGGGGAAAGAGCUCGGCGGAAAGAAGUUUUUACUCGUUUUAGAUGAUGUGUGGAAUGAUAACAGGUCCAAGUGGUUAGAACUGCAGGGGUUUCUUAUGAAUGGUGCAAAAGGAAGUAAGAUAUUGGUGACUACUCGCAGUCGACGUGUGGCCAAAACCAUGGCUCCAACAUUUCAUGAAUUGAGUGGCUUAUCAGAUAAUGAUUCGCUAUCUCUGCUGAUGCGAAUGGCAAUGAAGCAAGAACACGAGUGGAAAAAUCAAAAUUUAGAAAUGAUCGCUAAAGAAAUUCUGAAGAAAUGUGCUGGAGUUCCCCUUGCAAUUAAGACGAUUGGGCGUCUACUGUUGUUCUUGAGAAAUACGGAGGAAGACUGGUUGAACUUCAAGAACGAUGAUAUAUCGAGAAUAAGCCAGGAGGAAGGUGACAUCAUGCCAACGCUUAAGCUGAGCUACGAUUUUCUACCAUUGCAUUUGAAACAGUGCUUCGCUUAUUGCAGCGUGUUUCCAAAAGAUUUUGAGCUAGAACCACGUGAGCUCGUUCAUCUUUGGAUGGCUCAGGGUUUUAUCAAACUUCAAGGCAGUAAGAAAACACUCGAGAAAGUCGGUCAAGAUUAUUUGAUGGAGCUGCUUUCGAGAUCCUUUUUCCAGGACAUGGAAGAAGAUAUGUAUGGGAACAUUGUAAGAUGCAAAAUGCAUGAUUUGAUGCAUGAGCUUGCGCAGUUCGUGGCGGGACUUGACUGCAUCACCAUUGAUAGCUCACAUGAGAAAACGUUCCCAGAAGGAGCUCGUCAUGUAUCUAUAGUUCCCAUGGAAAAUUAUGAGUGGAAUGGAUUUGAGAGAGACAAGAGAGUAAGGUCCUUGCUUCUUAUGGGGCCUGACCCGAGAAUGAGGACUUGGAUUAGUAAUCCGGUUUCUCCAUGUUCUAGAAAUCGACAGGCGAUAUUUGUUAUGGAUUGGAGGAUUGAGAUUGGUCAUUUGGAUGUUUCAUGUUUUAGUAAUUUACGAGCACUACACAUUCGUCAUGUCAGCAUAAAGAUGAUAUCCGAUUCCAUCGGUAAACUGAAGUGCUUGAGGAGUCUUGAUCUGUCGAAGAAUGAUUUAAGUUAUCUGCCGAAUUCAAUAAGCAGGCUGUGCAAUUUGGCGGCGCUUAAUCUCAGAGGAUGUAAGUCUCUAGAGAGAUUACCCGAAGGCAUCACGAAGUUGAUCAAUUUAAGGCAGCUUGAUGUGAGUGGAUGUAGUAAGUUGACACAUAUGCCCAGGGGGAUUGGGAAGUUGACUAGGCUGCAAAUGUUAGGUGAAUUCGUGGUGGGAGAGAAAGGGAACUCAGACGCUGCAAGGUUGAACGAGUUGAGCAAACUUACCGGAUUGGGGAAUGCAUUGACUAUUCGACAUUUGGAAAGAGUCGGAAGUAGUAUUUCGAGCGAGGUCGAUGCUUCCUUCUCGAUACAGAAGUUAGCUCUUCAAUGGAUGGGACUAGUUUGGGAUUAUCGGGAGUCGGCCAAUGCAGAAGCGGUUUUAGAGAGACUGCGACCCCAUCCAGAUCUUAAGGGAUUGAGGAUAGCAAGAUACAGCGGUGCGAGGCUUUUGUCCUGGGUUUCUCAACUGCAGAAACUAGUCAGGAUUGAGAUUUCCAAUUGUGAUCAGUGCACGCAUCUACCACCACUAGAUAAUCUCUCUUCCCUCAAAAGCAUCUACUUGCAUGAUUUGAGCAAGUUGGAGUGGGUAGAGGGGUCGGAGAGUGGUGCUACGCUGCAUUCUACUUCCUUCCCAUCGUUGGAAGAAUUAGAGCUGGAGUCCCUUUCUAAAUUCAGGGGAUGGGAGAGGAGUGGAAAUAGGACUGAUCUAUUUAUGCUCCCCAGGUUCUCUGACAAGGUCAAGUUCUCCUUCCGUGGCUGCCCGAGAUUCUCUUUCAUGCAAGGUCGACAUCUACAACUCUUGAGGGGAGCCACGAUCAAACUUGGACAACAGUUGCUGAAGGAUGUCACUGUACGCCCAAAUCUCUCUGCAGUGACGUCACUCAGCAUUUACGAAAUGGAGGAUGCAGAGCACUUGCCAGCGGAGUUGUUUCGGUCCCUCCCAUCUUUCGCGUCUCUCGUAAUCAGUUACUGCCGUCGCCUGAAAGCUCUCUGUGGGAGGGCGAUCCUCCGGUACCUACCCGCCCUUGAGUCGCUGGAAAUUUCCUUUUGCGAAGAGCUCGAUUUAUCAAUCGACGACCAUGAUGAUUGUGGUGGUGGUGGUGGUGAAGGCAUGAUCCAUCUGCAACAGCAGCUGCAGGUCCAUCUUAAGCUUCGCCAUAUUACAAUCUCAGGAGUUCAUAAGACGGAGUCUUUGCCUCGGUGGUUCCAACACCUCUCUAGCCUGGAAUAUUUACGCAUUGAGGAUUGCGAAGGCUUGAAGUCUCUGCUGCCUGGAAGACUGAUACUUUCGCUUCUCACCACCCUCGAAUGGUUGGAGCGAAAUUCCUGCCCACAGCUCGACUUAUCGACAGGGCAGUCAGAAGAUCAAGAUGAUUGUGGUGGUGGUGGUGAAAGCAUGAUCCAUCUGCAACGGCAGCUGCAGGUCCAUCGAACGCUUCGCCGUAUUACAAUCUCAGGAGUUCAUAAGACGAAGUCUUUGCCUUGGUGGUUCCAACACCUCUCCAACCUGGAAUAUUUAAGCAUUAAGUAUUGCGAAGGCUUGAAGUCUCUGCUGCCUGGAAGAUUGGUACUUUCACUUCUCACCACCCUUGAAUCGUUGGAACUAUGGUCCUGUCCAGAGCUUGGCUUAUCGACAGGGCAGUCGGAAAAUCAAGAUAGUGGUGGUGGUGGUGAAGGCACGAUCCAUCUACAACAGCAGCUGCAGGUCCAUCGCAAGCUUCGCCGUAUUACUAUCUCAGAAGUUCAUAAGAUGGAGUCUUUGCCUUGGUGGUUCCAACACCUCUCCAACCUGGAACAUUUAUGCAUUGUGCAUUGCAAAGGGUUGAAGUCUCUGCUGCCUGGAAGACUGAUACUUUUGCUUCUCACCACCCUCCAAUCGUUGGUGCUAAUGUCCUGCCCACAGCUUGACUUAUCGACAGGGCAGUCAGAAGAUCAAGGAGAUAUGCCGCCCGAUUUACAAUUCGACAGACCAGCUAAGCUCCAAAGUCUGCAAAUAUGGGACAUAGAAAAAAUGGAGACCCUCCCGUGGUGGAUUCAACACCUCACUAACCUUGAAAGUUUAGAAAUCUAUGGCUGCGGAAAACUGAAGGCUUUACCUGAGUGGUUUCCCAAUCUCACCUCACUCAAAAUCCUGGAAGUUAGUGAUUGCGGGGAGGAGCUGACAAGAAGGUACCGAGAUAAUACCGGAGAAGACUCGCCUAAGAUUUCUCACAUACAUGAUGUAAGAAUACGGUAAAGUGGCAUCCACCAGCUCACUGCCUCCAAAGAUGAUACGAAGGGCGUCUUCUGCUCCAACUCCUUUAUUAAACUGCUGGACAGUGAAGUUUGUUCUUAUUCCACUCCCAGUUGCAUCGGAUUUCGAACGCAAAGUUUUAACAUGCUCGAUGUGCAUUUCGUUAGUCAUCUCACCGAGAAGCAGACAGCAAGGAAGUUUCGCGGAUCAGUGGAGCCUCGUCACUCGAACGUUGCAUAUCUUUGUUCAUUUCUGUUUGUUUAAUAAAACAGUGACCAUGAUGAGAUUGUGACGAUCAACAAAAACUGCAGAACUUUUUAGGCAUCGUCUUUUCUGGGCAUGUUAAUUGCUUGAAAUAUUGUAAGUUCGCUCAUGGACGGGAACUUUAUUUACUUCAACGGGGAAUUAUGUGAAA